Messenger RNA from Aplysia californica (California sea hare), 3857 nucleotides. RefSeq lists its product as uncharacterized. The record is from RefSeq and is a predicted model, not a curated record. The transcript has 8 exons. The coding region runs from base 1 to 492 and encodes 163 amino acids. Lineage: Eukaryota; Metazoa; Mollusca; Gastropoda; Aplysiida; Aplysiidae.
AUGAUUGGUCCAAGUAGCGCUCAAGCGCCUCGUCAUGUGCGACAAACUGGGAAUGUGACAGGUUUAAAGCUUUACCAAGGAGUGCCGGUUGACACGCCAUGUGCAUGGGCAGAGUUCACUGUAGUCUACAGAGGGUUUUAUCCCUUAGCAGAGGACGGCCGUGUUGAUAGAAUUCAUGAUUCCAUUGAGAAUGUCAUCACAGAUUCGGGUCGGAGAAAAGAAGUCGUUAAGAUUGAAACAACUGAGACAGGUGUGGAGGUGCGCAGAUUGUCUGACAAUGAGUUACUUCUCAACCAUUCCUACACGGAAGUGUCAGCUUGUGGGAGACGUACAGAUAUGCUUCUGUAUUUUGGAUACAUUGCUGGGGAGACAACCUGCAAUAUGGCCAAGGAUUUCAAAUGCUAUGUCUUUGAAAGUGAAGAAGCCUCAGAGGCUAAGAUCAUCCUGUGUAGUAUUGCUCAAGGUUUCGAGAGGACCCACUGGUUUUUAUGAGCCGAGACUCCCAACAUGUACAUCUCAGCACUUGCUACAGAUCUGAUUUUAUUAUUGUUGUUGUAGACCAACUGCUUUACUUCCUGGAUCUGAUUGACAAAUAGUGGAGUCAAAUAUCUCGCACAAAGAGUAUCGUGUUAAAAAAAUUGCUUCCUCAUACCUCAACCUCAUGUCAUUGCCUUAGCAUCCAAGUACAGUUUGUGUUCUGUGGAUGUUCUCGUGUGAUAUCAUUGACAUUUCCCAGUCCUUAUUCCUUUUAUAUAUUCUUUUAUUUCAAGAAUGAUGUCAAAAUUGUCCAAGAUGACCACUUAUUGGUGAAAAGAAAAGUGGUCAUCUUAGACAGGUGGUCCUCUUGGACGGUGUCAUUAUAAUAAAAAAGUGCAAAGAGGGAAGUGAGAAGUUGUUGUUUGUGCAGGUGAUUGUCUUAGACAGGUGAUGGUUAGAGCUGUUUGACUGUAUAUAUGAUAAACUGAAAUGGAUGGAGAGGGGAAAAAACUCUGAACCAAAACGAAAAGCUUGAUGCUUUUAUGAAAUAAAAACUGAAGGAGGAAGCUGGCACAUUCCUGACCCAAAUAUCGUCAAUUUGAUCAGAUUUAACUCUUUAUCUCCGGCAUGCUCGGGCACCUUCCUUUACGACUUCGACAUCAAAUUACUUUUUGGCAAUUGCCAAAAACAGGUCUCUUUUAUGUGGAGUUCAUUCAUUAGAUGAAGAACUAUCAAACAAGUUUUGAUUUAAUGACCCAUUUAGUGAUGCAAAAACGGGGCCCGACAUAGUGGGAGAUGAAGAGUUAAGAGUAGGCUAAAUGUUUGUGCCAAAAGAAAUCUGGAACACUAAUUUAUCAACUCGAAUGAGCUUUAAUUUAAAGUUGUUGUUUUUUAUUUUGCAGUGGACUAAACAUUCCUAUUUAAUAUUUGAUCAAAAGAGUUUCUGUCUUCCAAUAAGGAAACUUCAUGCUAAUGGCAUCAAUAUGUGAUGUCUUUGAGUGUUUGAGAAAGAAAGAGAGAGAGGGGGGGAUGAAUGAAUUUUUGGACUGUAUUAGUGAGGGCAUCGAAUUAUUCUAUGUGAAGGGAUCAGAUGGAUUUGUUGGGAUAAUUGUAGAAGCACUAUUGCUUGAACACAGUAUAUACAGUGUAGAAAUACAUUUGCUUCGUCAGCACUGAUUGAUCCUCUUUUUGCUCGUAAUAAAUUAGUCAGACUUGAACUCAAAUUUUGUUGAAAGUUGCUCACAUCUUGUAACCUGCAGAUUUAUUAUUUGUCUGUUGUGGUAAUGAUAAGUUGGAACUUUAAAGCUCAUUAAGCCUACUUUUGAGUAGAAAUAGGCACUAUAGAAGUCCUUUAUUAUUACGUUAUAUGGGCACGCUGACCUCAUGGCUUGGCUGCUAGACUUGCUAUUAUCCUGAGUUCAAAUUCCAGGCUGGGGCAAACUUGUUUUUGAGAUUGACCUCACUUGCACAAAUUUUUCCUCAUUAUACCAAGUUGGGAAUGGAUACUUGAAAGAUCCUAUCGGUAUAUUAUUAGUGUUUGAAAAUGGCAUGCUACUCUGAUCCUCUGUCAGGGAUAUAAAACAUUGUACGAUGUGUUGAGCUCUUUUGUGUUUAGAGAUAUUUUAGUACAAUUUAAGAUUGUUAAUAGAUUGACUAGGUGAGGAUGUUACGUUUUUUAAAAUUCAACUUUUCGAAAAUAGGAUCGUAAUACCCCUGAUUCCGAUUUUUAAAAUGUUUUAGCUACCCAACCUGCUGCCAAAUUUCCUGGUGUGUAAGGGAAGAAAAACUACCAGACUCAGACAGUCUACGUCACAACGUCACGUGCAACUUUCUAACUUUAAAAGUAUUAACUCCCUCUUUGCAUUGAGCCUUUGUAGUCACUCAGUACCACUUUGCCCUUAGAAAAACAUUACACUUUAGAAGUGCCAAAGCGAAGAGUAGUGAGGCAAACAUUAGAUUGACAAAGCGUUAGAAAAUUCUUGUCCUUUUGUAUCGUCACACCUUUGUUUACGUUACAUUUAUACAAACUUGACUACAACCCGUCUUUGACACCCCAUUGAAGAUUUUCCGUGGCCAUAUUACUAAUUUUAACCAGUUUACUCAUUUUCUUUUUGUUGAUUACUAAAACAUAGGUUGGUGGGUGGGCAGCCCUGGGUAAAACAAAUUUAGGUUAAAUGAUAGACCCUUAGACUUUAAUUCAGAUCUCACAGAAUGACAGUGAACUGAACUUGUCUGGUAUGUCUGCUCUGCCAUGUGUUUGAUCUCAUUACCAUGUUUUUGUAGGGUCCAUUAUCUUUUGAUCCGUUCUGUAUGUUGGAUGACUUGUAAAUUCACUUUUUGUUUCACAUGAUCUUUAUCAUUUUGAAUGUACCGGGUAAGCCUAAUUUUUAUCAUUUUAGUACUGUUUUAUUUGAAUAGGUUUAGAAUAGAUUUCAGCUCUGGUGUGGUUUCUGAAUGUCAAGAAUUUUACAAUGUACUAAGACUGUUUUGAAGCAGAAAUAAAGAAAGCUUUACUUUCUAAUAUUUUUUCAACUUGUACAAGAACUUUAGUUCUUGGAUUGAAGUGAUGAUCAGUGAGAAAAAAUACCUAUAAAAAAGCUAAAGAUACUAAAGAUAAAGUAUGUAAUCGUCUUUUUAUUCACAGUAUGUUGCUGAUGUAUUUAUUGAAAUGCUGAAUUUUGUAAUAAAAGGCAGCUUUUCUCUUGUUUUCAGAUGAUUUGUAUGCUCUCUGUACAUAUAAGUUUAUUGAAAAUUCAUUUUAAAUGGCCAGUAGAAAAGGGAGUGAAUUGCAUGAAUGAGUUGCACAUUUGAAAGUAUAUUUAAUUUUCUUUUCUUUUUGUGCUUAAGUACAAGGGGGCUUGACAGUUCUCAUAAGAGGGGCUUGAGAAAAACGUGCAUUUAUGGAAUGUUGUUCCCUAUCAAGAUGAUGGUUGUAGUUAGGGUACUUACUUUGAUGCUGUGUUUGACUGUUUGUGCCAGGUGUCCUCAAAAUAGCCACCAUCUUAAUUUUUCAUUCCUGGGGAGUGAAUACUGGUAGAGAUUACCUGUUCCAUACAGGUCUGUGGCACCAAAUAUCUGGCUGCCUAGACUAGCUCUGGCUUUAUUCACGUUUUUUAUUUUUAUUUGAUUUACAAUACUUGGUAGAAAUAUUAAGUUUUUGCAGAAUUAAAUGCUUACGUUUACAGGUGAGUGCCAAUGUUUCAAAUGCAAAUUGUACAACAAAUAGUUAAUCGUAUUAUGAGUGUUUUUUGUUUUUUUAACGCGUCAGGUGUUUUGGCAGAGACUUGUGUAUCUAGAGAACAAGUAACAGUAGGAACAAGGUUAGUGAAAUGUGAAUUAAAGAGCUGGUCUAUCUCUAGCCUCUUGAAAUAGAUUUUAAA